AUGUCUCGGAAGAGAGCCGCCCCGUCGAUGCGGUUGGAGGGCCCCGCUGCGGCACCGCUUCUGGAAGAAGCGCUGCUGGUACACACGCGCUCUGCGUUGGCUCGCAACUUCAUGCUAAUUACAGAACGCACCAUUGAGCUUGCUGCACAGCCGCAUGCACACUGCAUCGUGGGUGACUUGGAUACCCUUCCCGGGACAGCGGCGGUUGGAGGGACCGCGGAACCUGCUGGCGACGACGUCAGCAGCGCCAAAUCACUAAUGCUGGACGCAAGAGGCGCCAGCAACAUAGCUAUGCGGGCGGUCUUGCCAUGUGUUCAAUACUUCAUCGUUAGCGAGUGUGCUCGUGUUGCCCGCGUGGUGCGCGAGGAGGGCGGCAACGGGUACGGCGACGACCCGGCGACCCGAGCAGCGGAGCUACUCGGGUUUCUUCUCUCCAUGCUUGACAAGUAUGACACGUUCUCCAACCUCUUUGCCGUGGCGUGCCCGUCCUGCCGCGUCGCAGGGGUUAGCUACUCGUCCUUCUCAUUUUUGCCGCAGUUUUUGGCGUUGUCGCAGCGAGCGAGCGCGGACGAGAUACACUUGAUGGACCAGAAAAGCCUGAUCGAGCGUCUGGGGUUGCUGGACGGGUGUCGCGCUACCACUGGGCAGCCGUUGGAUGUGAUGGAGUGCUGUCCUUUCGGUGAAGCGCACCUCUCCCUCUACCUCUUGAUCCGGACGAGCUCGGGAGAGAGGCACAACUGGCGUCUCAGCAGACUUUGGUGGCAACACGUACCUUUUCAGCUUCUAUCCUUCCCCGCCAUCGCCAAGGCGGCAAAGGCGUUCGAGACGUCCAUGGGCCAAUACACGGCGGAUCGCACACGCGAUUUGAUACGACACCAGCACAUGGCGGCCAACUCAGGCGGAAAGUGGGCACCACCGACAUGUAAGCAAGCAAAGUCGCCGAAGUUCACUGCAGCUCAACGUGCGCUUAUCAAGCCCAAGGCCGGUUGUCUAACGUGGGCCGAGGAGCUGCUCCGCGCGAUUCUGCCAGAGACCGCCACGCAUCCGUGGCACCGCAAUUCGGCCGACCUUCAGUCACGCAUCCGAAGCUGCUACGCCUACACGUGCGCGGAUGUCAACCACGGCGGAUAUUUCUCCGCGACGCUGGAGCCACCGCUUUCCCUGUUGUUCUCUACGUUCAGUACGGGGUCGUUCGCGAGCACGGCCAGCUUUGUGCAGGCAAGGCUGCUUUUUGCCCACAUGAAGGUGUGUCAGCACGUGGCCGAGGCACUGCUGCGUGGUGGCUGCUGCUCAUGCCACAGUCGCCACGAUGCCGCUGCUGGAGAAGUACUGUUUGUGGAGGCACACGGUCCGUUCAUGACGGCGCUGCGCCACUGCCGUGACGAGUCGUACCUCCUCACGGGCAACGAUACAGUGACUGUGGGUAGAACGGCCAGCGCCGCGGUAGCCGUGGAUGCUGCCGAAGAGACGACGACAGCGCCUGGGGCGGUCGCUGCGGGUGGCUGUCAAGAAGCCGCAACCUUCUACGCCGCGGGCUCUUUUUCCCGGUUUCAGACAACGUUGGAGCUUACAGGGUCGAUGAACGCGGCGCAGAUAGUGAGCUACGUGACGCAAGUGACCGCAGAGUCGACAGAGACCCUGCCCGCUGCGCAGAUGCCGCGGCAGUACAUUCGAGCGGAGCUGAAGCGGCAUCAGCUGGAGAAUGUGCAACGGAUGUGGAAUAAAGAGUGCGAAGGCUAUCGCGACCACGUGUCCGUCCCGCUUUACCACGUCGACACUGCAGCGAUGCCGGCAGCACGCCAGGUCGGUGUCAUGUACUACUGUGCAGCGACGAAUGAAACCAUCGUUGUGCGUGGCAGUGGCGGCCCUGUGGUCGCAGGACGGGAGGCGGAGGCGGAGGCGUGGAAUGCGGCGGGUGGGCGCAUCCGCGGUGGCUUGCUAUGCGACAACGUGGGGUUGGGCAAGACGCUGUCGAUACUCACGCUGUGCGCUUACGAUAGGGCAGUGCGCGAGGCCGGCAACAGUGGCGGGGAAGAGGCUGAAGCCUUAGUGGGUGAGAUAGCGCUAGCGACGCGAAAGGUUUGGCAGGUGUCGGCGAAGACAGAAACGAUGCGCAACUGCAUGCUACGGUCCACCCGAGAGGUGCUCCACUGGGCAUUUGGCAACUUCCGCGCCGGGAUCGUGCCCCACCCGACUGCGCCGACGCGGCUACCGCACACAACGCUAGUCGUGGUGCCGCUGUCGAUCGCGACACAGUGGAUCGAGGAGAUCCGCAAGUUCUACCCAACCGCCUCCUACAUUCUCUUCUACGGUGCCAAGCGCGCACAGUACACGGCGGCCGACAUGCAGCGCGCCGACUUCGUCAUCACAACGUACGAGACGCUGUCGACGCACCUGCGCCAGGAGGCGUGCGGGCUGCAGUUUUGGCUGGCACGCGUGGCCGAUGAGGCGGAUGAUGCCGUCUGUGCAAAGGCUGCAUCGCAUGGCUGGUCAAACUUGAUGCCGUCGGAGCUCUUUGCGGCCGUGCAGCAGUACGCCAGCGAAGUAGUGUGGCCGGCAGCAGGGGGCAUGAGGGAAGCUGGAGGCAUCGGCAGAGGACUGGAGAUGACGCAUAUCUGCGACUGCACAGUCGUGCCACUACCGCAAGGUGGCCAGAGGACUUGUGGCAGCCACAGGAGCGAUGGCCGUGGCCACGCUCCACUGGGUAGCGGAGAAAAGCUACAGGUGUCCUCGCCCGCGAGCGACACCACCACCUCCUCGAAUACGUGGACGCUCGAGCUCGACGGUGUCGAUGGUGUGUCAGUGUUCCGCUGCCCUACCCUCUCCAUCACCGUGACCUUUGACAAUUCAGUGGUGGAUGCGACUGCGAGGUCCGUCGACCGCCACACGCGUUUGCCAGGCACCGGCGCCGUCAGUGACGCGUUUCUCGACCAUACGUGGGAGCUGCUGAGGGUUUAUAGCGCGACAACAACUUCCCUACCUGUGUGGCAAGACGCUGUCACGCAGUGCCGACUCUUCGAUGAUCAAGGCUCGCCGAGCGACACUUCAGUCUUUCUGGCGCUUCUGUACCACGCUGCCGAGGAGUACACGCUACCCGACUCCGCACGCCGCGAGCUGGUGCGCCGCGUGUUGCUUCCGCCGCUGUGGAGGGUGCUGGCGGGGUAUUGGGUCCAUAUGAAAGCGCACUACGCCGACGUGGCCGUGGCCGAGACGACGGGGCGUUCCGCGCUGCGCGUCACCGACCUGCUCUUCCGCCGCGUUGUGCUGGACGAGUCGCAGAAGUGCAGCGCCACAAGUCUCUUCCACCUGCUGAGUGGCGAGCGCCGCUGGGCCGUGACGGGCACCCCGCUCAACAACAACAAGACGGAGUCGCUAGGGUUUGCAUUGCGCUUCCUCGGGAUGCACAGCGCGGCGCGGCUGCUUAGUCGACCCCCAUUCCGCCACGCAUCCUUGACCCAUGCCUAUCUGAACACGCACAACGUGUUGUCAGCGUCCGACGCGGCUGGACAUUCUCUAGCCGACUCAGUGAAUCGGGGUCUGCGCUCCCUGUGGGUGCGUCAUCACUCCGAUACCCUCCCGGUAUCGGUGGCAAACGGCGUUGCAUUCUGUUUGUGCGCCCAGUGCGUGCAGCGCGACCUCUACAGUGCCUCGGAGGCGAGUUUCACGAACAUUCCCUCCGAAUACCGGCUAUGGACGCCUCCGCGCGACCUCCAAGUCGGUUUGCCGUGCCUGCCAAACAGUCUUUUUGAGGUGCUUACUCUCACCAUGGUGCGGCAUGAGCGCGAUGAGCAGGUGAGCCGCGAGCUUCAGCUGGCCCCUGCACGCUAUCAUGUUCAUUCUGCGGCCCUCACCGCGGACGAGAUGCGCUUGUAUGACCGCGUCGCUCUCGUUAUCAUGAACGUUGCGGCGCGCCUGCAUCGCCAGGGUAUCCUGUCAUCACGGAUGGGAUACGUCAUGCAGUGGGUGCAGGAUUUGUGUCGACUGUGCCUGCACCCGUCACGAGUGGGCAACGACAAGCUUCUACGCGGAGACAUCGAGGCGCACAUGUUGCGAGGAGUCCGGCUCAUGAGCGACAAUGGUGUCUGCGGCGCCGGUAUUACCGAGGUGCUGGCGGCCUCCUUCGUCGCGGCAACACCGCAGGAGGCGUUGGAGUGGGUCAAGCUGGUGGCAGCAGCGCGCAAGCCUGGUCUCCUCAGGGACUCAAGUGUACCAGAGGAAACGGCGACGACGCUAGCCGAGCUGGCGCAGGUGCCGCCGCUGCUGCCGCCGUGCGGUGUUUGCAUGGACACCAUGGCGGAGCCGACCCUUUUGAAGUGCUUCCACAUGUUCUGCAAGGAGUGCGUGCUUGGCGUCAUUGACGCGAGCCGAGAGGUGGCAGGCAACGCGAGCGCCAAGUGCCCGUACUGCCGCGAUCGCAAGUCGAUGCUGGAGGAGAAACGCGUCGUGACGGUUGACACAGCGGUACCAGUGAAAGCAGCGGCGGAGACGAGGCACGAUGACGACUGCUGCCGAACGGCAACUGCGCACUCAGGCGACGAGGAAGUGGAUGUGGUGCUGGCAUCCAUCGGUAACGGCAGCCGCGUGCGCGCUUUUUUGGAAGUGGUGGAGGAGAUCUGGCGCACGCAGCCGGAUGACGGUGUGCUGGUGUUCUCCAAGUAUCCCACUUUUCUGAAACUGGCGCACGAUGCGGUGGUAGCGCAGGGCUACGCGCCGCACAUGGUGUGCGGCGCCUCAUCGCUGGCGCAGCGGCAGCGUGCGAUGCGUGCGAUGCAGCCGCCCAGUGGUGCCUCGGUACUCGCAGCGCCGUAUUCUGUUUGUCACGUCGCGCAGCGCAAACGCCGGCCUCAACUUGACCUUCGCCAACCAAGUCGUUUUCCUUGA
Molecule: messenger RNA, 4881 nt
Organism: Leishmania major strain Friedlin
Lineage: Eukaryota; Euglenozoa; Kinetoplastea; Trypanosomatida; Trypanosomatidae
Exons: 1
Coding region: 1-4881 (1626 amino acids)
Molecular function (GO): ATP-dependent chromatin remodeler activity; ATP binding
Source: RefSeq, a predicted model, not a curated record